AUGAGCCUGGACCCCUCGGACGAAUACGGCUCGACGUAUGGUCGCCCAAGCUAUGCCCACGGCCCACCACCGCCCAACAACGUCGGCGCAUUCUACGGAAACCGAGGUAACCAACCCCCAGCAGGGUAUGCAGCAAGUCACGUAGGCGGUUUCGGCGCAAGUCCAUACGGAGCCGGCCAAAUGGUUCCCUACGGUGACUAUUCGAAUCCCUUCGCGCCCAUGCGCGGCGCCAACGGGCCCCCUCAAAAUGAUUACUACAACGAUCCCCGCGCACUCGGCCCACAUGGUCACCAGUCGGGUCCGGGUCCGCAGCACUACGGACACGGCAUGAUGGCCCCCUACAACCCCGCCGGAGCGGCGGCCUCCAUGUUUUACGGUGCUCACCAGGGCUAUGGUGGCAUGCCUCCACACAUGCAGAUGCACAUGUAUCAAGCACCCCCUCCACCGCCAACAGAAGUCAGCCCCAGACCGACGACACCCGCACCCGCCCCUCCUCCCAAGCCGGCCGAGCCAGACCCGGCUAUGCUCAAACUGCAAGCCGAACUGGAAGCCUUCAAGAAGGCCCAGAAAGAAAAGGAAGAAGCGGAAAAGCAAAGGGCACUGGAGGAAAAGAUCCGCCAAGACGCCGCAGAGGCCUACCGCCGGCAGAUGGAAGAGACUGAACGGCAGAGGAAGAAGGCCGAGGAGGAAGCCGCCGCGGCAAGGAGAAAGGCCGAGGAGGAGGCUGCCAGGCAAAAGAUGGAACACGAAAGGCAGCUUGCUCUCGCCAAGGCCGAAGCUGAAAAGGCGACGCUGGAAAGGUUGGAGAAGGAGCGAAGAGAGGCCGAGCAGAGGAGGAAGGAAGCCGAGGAGGAGCGCAAGAGGCUUGAGCGGGAGGCACGCGACAAGUUUGAGGCCGAGAUGAGAGCUGCUGAGGAGCGCAGAAGGCGCGAGGCGGAGGCUGCUGCUCUUGCUGAGGCUGAAGCCAAGGCCCGUGUGGAAAGAGCCAUCCGUGAGGAGCAGGAGAAGAUGGCGGCCAAGAUCAAGGCUGAGGAAGAGGCCAAGGCUGCUGCUGCUGCGAAGGCGGCCGAGGAGGCCAAGAAGCUCAAGGAGCUGGAAGAAGAGGCGAAGAAGGCUCUGGAAAGGGCCAUCAAGGAGCAGGAGGAGAAGCUCGCGGCUGCUGUCAAGGCGGAGCGCGAGAAGAUUGAGGCUGCUCAGAAGGCCGAGGAAGAGGCCAAAGCCGCGGCGGCGAAGAAGGCUGCCGAGGAGGAGGCCUGGAAGAAGAAGCUGGAGCAGGAGGCUCAGAUGAAGGCAGAGCUGGAGGCGAGAGAGAAGAUUGAGAAGGAGAGGCAGGCUGCCGAGGCGGCUGCUGCUGCCGCCGCCGCGGCGAAGGCCGCCGAGGAGGCCCUCAAGAAGAGGCUGAUGGAGGAGGCCAAGGUGAAGGUUGAGGAGGCUGUCAAGAAGAAGGAGAAGCCGCCCAUCAGGUUUAAGGAUGCUGUCGGGCGCAAGUUUAGCUUCCCCUUUCACCUUUGCGCCACUUGGACGGGCAUGGAGGAGUUGAUCAAGCAGGCCUUCCUUAACAUGGAGGUCAUUGGCCCUCACGUGCAGGAAGGGCACUACGACUUGAUCGGCCCCGACGGCGAAAUCAUCCUGCCUUCGGUCUGGGAGCGUGUCAUCCAGCCCGACUGGGCCGUCACGAUGCACAUGUGGCCCAUGGAGAAGCACCCCCUCCGCAUGCAGCACCCGGGUAUGCCGCCCCCGGGCAUGCAAAUGCCUGGCAUGCCCCCCGGAAUGGGCCGACCCCAACCCCAAGGUGGACACCACGGACAUGGGCACCGGCCCUCCAUGGGGAUACCAUUCCGGCCACUUUCCCGUCCGAACGGUGGACAAGGCGGACCACCGCCCCCUCCUCCGCCUCCGGGCGGCAUGCCAUGGCCGCCUGCCGGUGGCGGCAUGGGCGGCAUACCGAUGCCCGGUCAGGGACAACGUAUCAGGGUUCCAAUGCCCGGACCGAACGGCGCCGUUGUUGUGACGGCGGAUCCGCCAAAGGUGAAGAAGUCCAAGGGCGCGCCGACGACGGUGCUGGGGUGGAUGGCGGGCAAGCCGACCAAGAGCAGCGGGAAAAAGAAGAAAUAA
Molecule: messenger RNA, 2115 nt
Organism: Podospora anserina S mat+
Lineage: Eukaryota; Fungi; Ascomycota; Sordariomycetes; Sordariales; Podosporaceae
Exons: 2
Coding region: 1-2115 (704 amino acids)
Source: RefSeq, a predicted model, not a curated record